Molecule: messenger RNA, 1901 nt
Organism: Tachysurus fulvidraco (yellow catfish)
Lineage: Eukaryota; Metazoa; Chordata; Actinopteri; Siluriformes; Bagridae
Product: zinc finger protein 239-like
Exons: 5
Coding region: 521-1807 (428 amino acids)
Biological process (GO): regulation of transcription by RNA polymerase II
Molecular function (GO): DNA-binding transcription factor activity; RNA polymerase II cis-regulatory region sequence-specific DNA binding
Source: RefSeq, a predicted model, not a curated record
GGUGGCGCUGUAAACAUUAACAAGGCUGAAAGAUCCACAACAGCAGAAGAUACCAGAUCAGGUCUCACUGAUCUAAUCAUCUCGAUGGGAAAAGAUUUAUCACAAGGCUCCAAAUUAUUGGAUCGAAUCGGAUUAAAAAUAAUUGUAAUUAUUUACAAUUGUAAUUGUGUCUGUAUUUGAGAAUGUACAUUGCGUUCUGCUUUAAAUCCUGAGAAACACGGCCAUUUAAAGCUCCUAAUGAGAACUUUAAAAGGAGCCAGCGGAGGUCCGACCUUGCUGUCCUAGAAAACCUCCAUGAACACAAACCCCCACAGCCACGAUCCAACAUCUAGUGGAAAAGACCUCCAGAAUUAUUGAGCUCAUUAUAACAGCAAAGGAAGUGGAUGUUCAACAAGGACAUGAAUGCGAUGGACAGUCACGACACUUUGACCUUAUCUAUUCGUAAUCGUACUCCUUCACUGUCCCGGUACCUCAGUGAUGAAACUCUGCACUCUUAGCAGCCGUUUGUGGAAGAGUGCAAAUGGAACCUUUUACAGUCCCUGGUGUAGAGACAUCCGAGUCUGUGGGACACGUCACAGACCUCCAGAAAGAUCUAAAAAUGGAAGAAUCAUACGUUUGUGAUGGGACAUCAAACGCUGUGGAGAACAAAGUCCAACUGAAUGGAGGAUUUCAAAGGAAGCAAGUAAAAGAGGAAGAUUCUGAGGAUGAACAUUACCCCAAUACGAUGGAAACGGACGCCGCACAAGUCGUGUCCUGCUCCUGGUGUUCACUUUCUUGUACAUCUCAAAUUUACCUCCACAAACACAUCAAAAGUUGCCACAAUAACGAAUAUGAGAAUUUAAGAUCAGGAGAGAUAAAAUACGGAACUCCGAAUCAUACAAUAAUCAGCUGUAUUCAGCAAACGGGUAAUAAUUCAGGUGGUGCCUCGGAUCAGCGGUCGGAGAGAGACGUCUAUCCCUGCUCACAGUGUGGGACGAGUUUCAGUGACCGGAGUAAUCUCAGACGACACCAGUACAUUCACACGGGGGUGAAACCACAUCGCUGUUCAUGGUGCGGAAAAUGUUUUAUUCAGAGGAGAGAUCUCAGUGAACACCAGGUCGUUCACACGGGUGAGAAGCCGUAUCACUGCUCAGAGUGCGCCAAGAGUUUUUCUCGACAACGUGAUCUCCAAACACACCGACGCAUUCACACGGGAGAAAAGUUGUUUCGCUGUUCGGAGUGUUUAAGAAGUUUUAAUCGACAGAGUAAUCUUCUACAGCACCAGGUGGUUCACACGGGAGAGAAACCGUAUCACUGCUCACGGUGCUGGAAGAGUUUUACUCGACAGAGUAAUCUUAUACAACAUCAAAUCAUCCACACAGGGGACAGACUUUAUAAAUGCUCGCAGUGUGGCAAGAGUUUUAUUCACCAAAGUUAUCUCCAAAGACACCAGUGCGUUCACACGGGAGAGAAACCGUAUCACUGCUCACGGUGCGGGAAGAGUUUUACCCGACAGAUGGAUGUCCGACGACACCAGCUUGGUCACACAGGAGAGAAGCCGUUUCAGUGCUCACAGUGUGGGAAGAGUUUUACCAGACAGAGUACUCUUAAAUCCCACUGGCACAUUCACACCGGACAGAAGCCUUAUGACUGCUCAGAGUGCGGGAAGAGUUUUACUCGACAUAGCGAUCUCCAGAGACACCGACGUGUUCACACUGGAGAGAAGCCGUAUCGCUGCUUACAUUGUGGGAAGGGUUUUACUCGACACAGUACGCUUGAAGCACACCAGAUCAUUCAUGGAGUUCAAGUCAUACAGUUAGAAAUUUGAUUGCUGAAAUAUGUAUCUGAAUAUUAUUAAUACAUUUUGAUGUGUAUGACGAAUAGAUUAAAAUGUUCCUGUAUACAGGAAAAUGUGUAUUGUU